AUGGCCAAGGAUGGUAGACCUUCAAACCUACCAUUACUUUACAAUCCGUUGCUCAAUUGCAUAUUCAACAACCCAAACCAUUCACGAGCUCCCUAUAAGCAAAUAAUUCACGAACUUGCAUCUCGGCAUACCGACUUCACUAUCAUUGUGCCACCGUCUUCUCUUCUACAUAACAGUUAUGAUCCCGAAAGUUUGAAAUCGAGUUCAAAAAUUGCCCUCCAUGACCUUGCUUAUCAUAAUGAGGAGUUUAUUAGGUCCCAUAUAGUGAAAACUGGUAGCAACUCUCAUGCUUUUCUUGCCCCAGUCGCCAAGGUGCAACUGGCUAUUUAUAACACGAUUUGUGGAAAACAAAUUCUCGUCAAAAAUGGAAUGAUAUUUACAGGCAAGGGGUUCAGGAGAAGCUUGCGAGCCAAAAUUACCGAUAUUGGCUACUUUGACUCGUUCUGUGAUUACUUUCCCAGUGGCAGCAAGUUCAUGCUAAUCUAUAUCGAUAAUAGUCUAUAUGGUUCAUCUGAUCAUCCUGAACCCGCUCUAGAAGCUUCCCCAAAAGCGCAGCAAGCCAAAAUCAAACGACCCGACCAAGUUCCAACUGAAAGCAUUACUUUUGAACGAUUACUUCGAAAUUUUCCACUCCUCUCCAAGUCAGUCUCUGACCCAUUUUAUCAAUUGUUUCACCACAACAACUACCAAUUUCGGGUUCUAAGAACCAAUACGCACAAAAAAUUGAGUGUCAUCAAACUGGAGUUUGAUAAUAUGCUCGAGGAGGCAUACCAAAUCAUCCUGAAUAGCGUCAAGUCAGAUUCCCCAGAUGGCGAGCAAACUAAUAACCUUCUUCACCAAAUCCUUAGAUCGUAUCCCGAAUUAGACUUAAACAAGUUGGUACAUGAAUAUGUUGAAAUUAAUUUGUAUGACAAGUUGUGGGCCCAGUUGAUCUUCCAGUUCAGUGCCAACGCAGGGCUUGCGGAUCCAGAUGCUACCAAAAUCUUCACCGCGGAAAAGUACGACGAACUUUCUUGUUUGUCGCUCAAUCAACUCGAUAUUCCAGUGGAUGAGCCAUGGCUUUUAAACGAUCUUUUGCUAAGAGUUUACAAUGCAAUAAUAGAGCUAUCUAAAUUGGCUGAUGCUACCAUCAUAGAGCUGUCCAGUAAGCUCAAAAUUAUAUCAAACACUAUCAGCAUUUUAACAGAGAACAGCAAUUCAAGCUUGAUGAUUGAUGCCGACACUUUGAUUGGAUUAUUGAUCAUGGUUGUUGUUCACUCGAAAAUUGAUUUCAUUGAAGCACAUUUGUAUUACAUCAAAAACUUCAUGUAUGGUACUAUAUCCGACGAUGGAUAUUUGAGCUUCAUUAUCAGCAGCUUUGAUGCUGUUUUCUUCCAUCUUUCACAUCCUGACGAGCCUCAAUAUGCUGACAUGAAAGAAUCAUCUCAAAAGAACUUUGAGUUUUGGUCCUUGAUACGGUCUCACAAGGUUGAUGAAAUCACAGCUUUGUUGGAAGAGACGGACAAAUUGUAUGGCGACAAGCUUCCACACAAUCAUUUUUUAAAGGCUCGCAAUAUUAAUGGCGAAAGUGCUUUGAUGUUAGCCAUUCGAAGUAAAAACUACGACACGUUUUUACUACUUUUAAGCCGAAACCCCAACUGGUUUUCGAUCGAAGAUAUUCUCUUUGAUCGAAACACUACAACAUCACAAAAUUUGCUAAUGGUGUCACUCAUGGAGGAGACCAAGAUCAUAACAAAAAUUCUUAUAGAGAUAUUGGGAUCUUGCACAUUAGAAGAACAAAUUGCAUACAUUAAUUCCACAGACUAUAGCGGAAGAUCUGUGGGACAUUACCUUUUUCACGAUUACGAAUUGAUAAACGAAGUGGGACAUUUGGUAAAUUGGGAAUUGAAAGACCACAACUCUUAUACUCCUUUAUUUAACAUUUGCCGAUGCUAUGACCACUAUGCAUAUUACGACCUCAUCAAGACAGCAUUCUCAGCUGUAAUGCUGCCGAACUUCAACUUUAAGAAGCAUACAGACAAGUAUGGGAAUAGCAUUUUGCAUAUACUUUUAAAAGGAAUAGACCAGAGUGGGUUGUUGAAAGCUGACAAGAAUAUCAAUGUCAAUUGCACAAACUCAAAAUGCUUAACACCUUUGACAGUCUAUGUAAAGUAUGGACGCAUUGAAAACCUUAUAAGUUUGCUUCAGGACAAAAGACUCGAAUUUAUGUUUGAGGAUAAGAAGAACUUUUUCAACAUUUUUGACUAUGUUGCUUUUUCGUCAAGAAAGCAAGGAGACAAUGACCGAGGAAAUCUGGAAGAAAUUACAAGUUUCAUCUACUCGCAUUACUUUAAACACUUUAUACCACUAAAGUGCACCACAGUCGCUUUCAAUGCUAAAUUCGAUACCACCAAAAAAGACUGGAUCGUCUACUUUCAUGGGAACCAAAAUAUCAUACUAGGUUUGGACCUGAUUAAGCAACUGCAUCACUCUUUCAAGCUUAAAAACCCACAUAGCCUUAUUCCCGAUGUUGAGAAAGUAUGGUUGAAUUACCCAGCUAAUGGUUCGGUUGCACCGAUAUUUGCCAAGUUUCGAAUGAACAGGCUCCUCGAGAACCUCAACAUAUUUUUGGUAUGUCUUUCAAUGCACCCAAAUUUUGACACGGCGCCACAUGAAACUCUAGGUUUGAGUUCAUCGGGAAAUAGCCUGUCCUUGGAUCAGAUGAAAGAAGUGAUUGGCAAACAAGAGUCACUGUCCAAAGUUACGCCCCAUCAAUUGGCUGAGAUAGAAACAUUUCUUUCACUUCUGAAAGAGAAUUUGCUAGGUACCUUGUCCACCACGAUCAAGUUUAACAAACUCAUGACGGUGAUGAAUAUCAAGAUGGGUGACUUGAACACAAUUCGAGAGGAUUCCUUGUAUCUGGCCAAGAUGCUUUGCGACAUGACUCCGCUGAUCAAGACAAAUUACCAUACUCCAGAUUAUGGUUACAGAACAAUGUUUCAGUACUUUAUAUGGGUUGAACUCACUCUCAUUGAAAUUAUCAGAAACGUGAAUAAAGUAUUGGGAAGAAUUACUGACUGGAGACAAUGCCAUGAUCGAGUGCUUCUGUUAGCUGGGGAGCUUAGAAAGUAUGAAGAUAAACGACACGAGCUUGGGACAGACGAACAUUCAAAUUCAAGUUGGUUUGGAAAUAUCAUUGAAAAUAAGAGGACCCGUUACAAGAAAUUAGUAUUGUUACAUUCGGAAGAGACGAAAAAAUUGGGGUUAUUGAGCAAUGAAAUUAAAAUCAGCCACGAAGACAUUGCAGCUGAAAUGUCACACUACCUCAUGUUUCGGUCAAAACUCAUACCGUUUGCCAUCAAGCAAUUCACACGAGUGGCCACUACGGGACUCAAUCGAAAUGGACUCCACGUUUUGCAAUAA
This is a messenger RNA of Meyerozyma guilliermondii ATCC 6260, 3402 nucleotides long. RefSeq lists its product as uncharacterized. Gene Ontology annotation, cellular component: early endosome; late endosome; transport vesicle. Bases 1 to 3402 code for a protein of 1133 amino acids. Gene Ontology annotation, molecular function: guanyl-nucleotide exchange factor activity; SNARE binding. Gene Ontology annotation, biological process: early endosome to late endosome transport. The record is from RefSeq and is a predicted model, not a curated record. Lineage: Eukaryota; Fungi; Ascomycota; Pichiomycetes; Serinales; Debaryomycetaceae. The transcript has a single exon.